GACGAGAGCCACUCGGAGUGGGUGUCCUGUGUCCGCUUCUCCCCCAACAGCAGCAACCCCAUCAUCGUGUCCUGCGGCUGGGACAAGCUGGUCAAGGUGUGGAACUUGGCCAACUGCAAGCUGAAGACCAACCACAUCGGGCACACGGGGUACCUGAACACCGUCACCGUGUCCCCCGACGGCUCCCUCUGCGCCUCCGGGGGCAAGGACGGGCAGGCCAUGCUGUGGGACCUGAACGAGGGGAAGCACCUCUACACCCUGGACGGGGGGGACGUGAUCAACGCCCUCUGCUUCAGCCCCAACCGCUACUGGCUCUGCGCCGCCACCGGGCCCAGCAUCAAGAUCUGGGUACGGGGCACUGGGAUAACUGGGAUAACUGGGAGGGACACCUGGGAUGGCUGGGAUAACUGGGAGGGACAGCCGGGAUAGGUGGGAUGGGUGGGAGGGACCCCUGGGAUACACUGGGAUAACUGGGAGGGACACCUGGGAUGGCUGGGAUACACUGGGAUAACUGGGAGGGACA
Lepidothrix coronata (blue-crowned manakin) is the source of this 523-nucleotide messenger RNA. RefSeq names its product receptor for activated C kinase 1 (gene RACK1). The transcript is spliced from 3 exons. Gene Ontology annotation, cellular component: cytosol; nucleus. The annotation marks the transcript as partial. Gene Ontology annotation, biological process: positive regulation of protein phosphorylation; rescue of stalled cytosolic ribosome. Gene Ontology annotation, molecular function: translation regulator activity; protein kinase C binding; ribosome binding. NCBI's taxonomy places the organism in Eukaryota, Metazoa, Chordata, Aves, Passeriformes, Pipridae. The record is from RefSeq and is a predicted model, not a curated record.